Messenger RNA from Cetraspora pellucida, 1029 nucleotides. The record is from the annotation of a GenBank genome assembly. Lineage: Eukaryota; Fungi; Glomeromycota; Glomeromycetes; Diversisporales; Gigasporaceae.
AUGGAAAAGUCUGAAGAAGAACUUAAGAAAGAAGAAGCCGUCAAAGAAAAAAAUCUUGGUAAUGAAGCAUAUAAAAAACGGGAGUUCGAAGCAGCAUUACAACAUUAUGACAAGGCUUGGGAGUUGGAUCCUACUAAUGUUUCUAUUCUGACCAAUAAGGCGGCCGUAUUAUUUGAACAAGAAAAUUAUGAAGAAUGCAUUAAAAUUUGUGAGCAAGCUGUCGAUGUUGGUCGUGAAAAUCGCGCAGACUUUAAAUUAAUUGCUCGAGCUUAUGGAAGAAUCGGAAACGCGUAUGUUAAACUUGAUAAGUUGGAUGAUGCAAUUAAAUAUUACGGAAAGUCGUUAGCUGAACAUCGAACACCUGAAAUACUUGCUAAAUCUAACGAAAUUCAAAAGUUGAAAGUCAAACAAGAAAAAGAAGCAUAUUAUAAUCCAGAGCUUUCUGAAAAAGCUCGAGAAGCCGGAAAUGAACUUUUCAAAAAAAAUGACUUUGCAGGUGCCGUGCAACAAUAUACAGAAGCGAUUAGACGUAAUGAGAACGAUCCAAAACCCUAUAGUAAUCGCGCAGCUUGUUAUACAAAAUUAAUGGCAUUCCAAGAAGCGUUGAAAGAUUGUGAGACUUGUAUCAGCCUUGAUCCUACCUUCGUUAAAGCCUAUAUUAGGAAGGCAGCGGUAGAGUUUUUAAAGAAAGAUUAUUCAAAAUGUUUAGAGACUUGUAAAACUGCGCUGAACUAUGAUACGGAAAAAAAACAUGCAUCAGAAAUUCAAAAGCAGAUUAGAAAAUGUCAAGAAGCAAUGUAUCAGAGUAGUCCAGAAAGUGUAGAAGAGACAAUUCGCAAGGCUGCUAGUGAUCCAGAAAUAAUGAGAAUCCUCCAAGACCCCGUUAUGCAACAGAUUUUACAACAAGGCCAAGAAGAUCCGGGUGCCUUAAGAGAGUGUACAUCUCAAGAAUCCUACUGUGAAAGCAAAUAUCGAAAAGUUGAUGAACGCUGGCAUUUUGAGGACCGCUUAAAACUUUUUGACACUUGA